Molecule: messenger RNA, 2913 nt
Organism: Dermatophagoides farinae (American house dust mite)
Lineage: Eukaryota; Metazoa; Arthropoda; Arachnida; Sarcoptiformes; Pyroglyphidae
Biological process (GO): anatomical structure morphogenesis
Source: RefSeq, a predicted model, not a curated record
AUGCUACACAAAGAGCAACUUGUUGGAACAAGAUCAUCAUUAUCAGUAUUAUCAAUAUCAAAAUCAAUGAUGAUUUUCGUCAUAAUCAAAUGUUCAAUUCUUCUAUUUGCUUCAAUUUGCACCACUAGUCAUGCACAACAAAUUCAAGAUCAAAAUGAUCUAUUGUCAAACAUCAAUAGUAAUAAUAAUCAAAACGAUUUGGAUUGUACAAAUGGUGGUCUUAUAACAUUCGAAUUGAUCACCGGUUAUGUACUGACAUCACCUGCCGAAACUGUUACAAUGAUGCCAGGUAUAUUACAGUUAAGCGAUUGUAUUGAUCGUUGCCAAAAAAAUCAAACCUGUAAAGCAUUAAAUUUUGAGACUGGACUAUGUGUACUACUCACGACCGCUGCUAAUGAUCAGACUACCGUAUUGACACCAUCACAAUUCCCGGUAUUCACUAUUUUUGCCCAGAAAAUCUGUCUGAAUAAAAAUUAUCAAAAAUGUGCCAAUAAAGGAUGGUCAUUUGAACGUGUAUUAGGAUUCGAAUUGAAGGAUAAAGAUUUACGACAAAUUCAAGUAUCAAAUCGUUUUGCAUGUAUGCAAGCUUGUCUAUCCGAACGGGAAUUUAUUUGUCGUUCAGCAAAUUAUGAUCCGGAUACCGGUGAUUGUACCCUUUCCGAUAUGGAUCGCGGAUCAAUUAAUCCGACACAUGAUCUUAAAAUGCGUACUUAUGGACCAUCAAGUGGAUCAACCGAAUACAUUGAAAACAAUUGUAUUGAAGAACCGAAAAAAUUGUGCGAUUUUCGUCCAAUUGAAGGAAAAUUAUUGAAAACGGUUGAUUUUGUCUAUCAAAAUGUCCAAUCAAUUGAUGAAUGUCGUGAAAAAUGUCUAUCAUCGCCAUAUCGUUGCCAUUCAUUCGAUCUGGGUGAUCCAAAUAAUCCGAAUCAUGUUUGUCGUACAAGUCAUCUGGAUAAAUAUUCAUUGGCUCAUAUUGAAGAUGCAUAUCUACAGGUUAACGGAGCCAUUACAUACGAAUUACAUUCAUGUUAUAACGUGAGUAUUCUUUGUAAAUCACGCGAAAUGAUUGCUCAUGUACAGACGACAAAAAUUUUCGAUGGAAAAAUCUAUGCAAAAUCAAAACCAAAUCUUUGUGUUGAAGAUAUCCAGAAUAGUUUGGAUUUUGAGAUACGAAUGAAAUAUCAUGAUGUUGAUUGUGACGUUAAAGAAGUUGUACAUGGCCACUUUAGUAAUGAUAUUGUCAUCCAACAUCAUGAUAUGAUUGUUACAACAAAAGAUCUUGGCUUAAGUAUUCAUUGUAAAUACGAUUUAUCUAAUCGUAGUAUUACGAAUAAUGUUAAUCUUUCCGUUGAUGGUGAUGUUGAUGCAACCGAUAGCCAAUCGGCCAUUGUAAGCUCACCAAAUGUAACAAUGAGAAUUACUGAUCGAUUGGGCAGUAACAUUGUUUCAGCUCAAGUUGGUGACCCCCUUAUGAUUCGUUUUGAAAUUGUUGAAGCAACAAGUCCAUAUGAAAUUUUUGUUCGAGAAUUAGUAGCUGUGGAUGGUCAAGAUCAAUCAGAAAUUUUAUUGAUCGAUUCAAAUGGCUGUCCAACUGAUAUCGCUAUAAUGGGCGCAAUGAAUAAGAUUGGCGGCGAUCGUAAAGCGAUUGAAGGUCCAUUUGAUGCAUUUAAAUUUCCAACAUCAGAAACGGUUCAAUUUCGUGCAUUAGUUACUCCUUGUUUACCAACAUGUGAACCAGUACAAUGUGAUAUAAGGGGUUAUGAUGGUGGUCUCAGAGAAUUAAGCUCAUUUGGCCGUCGAAGACGACGCCGUAGUAUACGUAGACGAAGUAUUUCUUCAAACCAUAUCAAUAAUGAUGAUAUUCUCAAUGAAGAAGAGAUAAUUGUUGCCAAAGCUAUCCAAAUUAAGGAUAAGUUUGCAUUUAAUGGCAAAGAUAAACGGAAAAAUCAAUCGGGACAACUGCAACAACAACAACAACAAGAUCAUCAUCGAUCUACAUACGAUUCAAAUGAAGAAGCAUUUAUUGUCUCACGGCGUGAUCUGAUUUCAAACACUGGUACCUGUUUAAAUUCAAUGGGAUUUAUAUUUGCCGGAUCAUUUUUUCUAUUGGCACAAUUGGUGUUAUUAUUAACAUGGGCAUGUCUACGUAGUAGAUCACAAUCAUUGCUAACGAAAACAUCAACAUUAUCAUCACCAUCAUUUUCAUCAUCAUCAUCCGCAUCAUGGGAUAUAAUGGAUCGUAGUAAAAUUAUUCGUCCAACAUUAUGCGCUAGUCAUAAUCAUCACAAUGUUUUCCAUCAUUAUCAACAAACAGGAAAACAUCAUGUAUGAUGCUGACAAUGAAACAAAUGAAAAUGUUAUGAACAGCAAUAGAAAGAAACAUUUUCCAAUUGUCUACUAAUUCAAGUGGAUUUUUGUUUGAUUGACGAACUACGAUAGAAUUUUUUUUCAAAUUCUUCAAUUUUUUCUACAUCUAAUCUAAAUUUAUUUUACAAAAUGGGAUUCAAGGGAAACAAACAAAAAAAACAGAAAAACAUUGACACUUUCAAAAGAACUCAAUUUUUUACAGCCAUUCAAUUUUCAUUUCAAUUUGUAAAUAUUUUUUGACGACUGAUUUGAAUAAUUUUCAAACCACACUAUUAUUUAUUGCCCAAUUAUUCUUCAUCAAACAAAAGAACAAAUUCUUGCCUUUUUAUUUAUUUAUUUAUUUAACUUAUUUAAAAAAUAAUUGUGGUCCAUUCGUUUUUUCAGACAAUCGGACCGACAAUCGAGUUGUUCUAAUUUUUCACACACACUUGAUGUGUUUUUUCAAUUGAAGUUUUGAAUUUCUAAUGUUUUUUAAAUCAUUUGUGCUUCAGCGAUUCUCCAGAUUUAGAUUUUUAAGCAAAUAAAAUUUUUGUCUCAUUAUUUUAA